This is a messenger RNA of Naegleria lovaniensis, 1377 nucleotides long. RefSeq lists its product as uncharacterized. Bases 1 to 1377 code for a protein of 458 amino acids. Lineage: Eukaryota; Heterolobosea; Eutetramitea; Acrasida; Naegleriidae. The record is from RefSeq and is a predicted model, not a curated record. The transcript has a single exon.
AUGAAUCCCUAUGCCAAUCCGUAUGAUGGGACGACGACGGGAUCCAUCGCUUCGAGUUUCCCAUCAUCAUCAUCAACAACAUCCAACCAUAUCCGUUUUGCUCCAACUAACAGCUCAAAUGUCAAUAACAACAGCUCAAAUGUCGAACUCGAAGAUUUAUCGGAUAUGAUGAUUACUUCUAAUGGCGCUGGUGGCCAUAGUGCUGCUUUGAACAACACUUGGAAUGGAAACACUCCAUCAACCUACAACAAUAAUAUUACUCAAAAAGUCGUUGAUGAUGUCAUUCUAUUUGAUGAUAAGAAUGAGAAAUUUCACGAGCAAGGAAUAUCGGAUCAUCGGUCAUCAUCCAAUAAUAAUAAUCCUAACAAUUUGAAAAGCAAAAUUAAAAACAAGUUGAAGAGAUCCAAGAAGAAUGGAAAAAUUAGAUUUGAGGAUGAAGUGGGCGGUGGUGUUGAUGAUGAGGACGAUGGAAAUGAUUCAUUAAGUGAGGAAGAAGAAUCCUCUCAUCAUUCAAAAUAUGCCAAUGGUGGUAGUGGUGCUCUGAAUUCUACUAGAACAUCACCUGCUAUUCAUUAUACUCAAAAACACUCUCCACUCAUGAUAUCCUCUGCCGAUUCCGAACCGCAAACAAAGACAUUACCAACACAAAAACAAGAUCAAUAUGGAAAAGGCUUUACUGAGGUGAUGCUUCCACCUCUUUCUCAGCCACAACAACAAAGUGAUCCAUCAAUACAAGUGAAGGAAGAACAUCCAAUUCAAAAGAAUGCAUCAUCAUCAUCAUCAAAUGAACCUGUAGAAGAUCCCAAUUCAAUUUCUGCCAAACUCAUGAAAGGAGAUACACCUCAUUGGCUCUUUGUUUUUGCAUUUGUAAUUCCAACCAUUAUUAUUUGUUCAAUUCUCGGAGGAGUUCAAUUAGGAUUGUGUGGAUAUUUUUUCGAAGUCAUUGACAAUGACCCAACAUUUAAGAGUGAUCCCAAUGCUCUCACAUGGGAACAUAAUUGCACACUUUUGGAUACGAGUUAUAAUUGUGCGGAAAGAGGAAAAUAUCUAGAUAGAGGUCUUCAUUGCUAUUUUAAAGUACAAUUUUUAUCGUUGAAAAAUUCAUCAACUUUUCCGCAAUAUAUUAAUUUGACAAGCAAUUUACCUUAUAAUAUGGCUGAAACAGGCUUGUAUUAUCCAAUGAAAGAAGGUGACAUUGUAAAAUGUUACACAAACAAACAAGAAGAUCAAGUCAACAUAUUGGUUGCCAUUUCUCCACUCUUUGAAACGUAUUACAUGGUUGGAGGAAUAUUAGGAGUUUUUGGAGCAAUUUCUCUUGUUGCAGCCAUUUGCGUCAUACCCACCGCGUGUGUCAGGCCUAAAAACAGAAUUUACUGA